Molecule: messenger RNA, 3817 nt
Organism: Populus nigra (black poplar)
Lineage: Eukaryota; Viridiplantae; Streptophyta; Magnoliopsida; Malpighiales; Salicaceae
Product: formin-like protein 1
Exons: 4
Coding region: 201-3509 (1102 amino acids)
Biological process (GO): actin nucleation; actin cytoskeleton organization
Molecular function (GO): actin filament binding
Source: RefSeq, a predicted model, not a curated record
UGAGGCCAUCCUCGAGUGUCGAGGGCCCCUUCGCACUUCACUAAUAGCAGGAGCAAACAGAACACAAAACCUUCAACGGCAGAAUCAUAGCUGGAUGCUCCUCCUCCUCCUCCUCCUCCUCCUCCUCCACUUUCCUUCUCUCGACCCUUUCCCUCUCCCUUUCUUCUCUUUCAAAAAGGCAAGCAGAGAGACGCCACAAAAUGUCAACCUCCACCUCCAUCACAAUAUUAUUAUUCUUCAUCUUAUCCUACGCACCCGCCCUCCACUUCUCCUCCACCUCUUCUCCUCAUAACCGUAGGAUCCUGCACCAACCAUUCUUCCCUGAAGGCUCCAUUCCUCCCACCGAACCUCCAUCUUCCUCCCCACCUUCCCCGCCAUCUUCAACAACUCCCCAAAUCCCAUUUUCCACUUCUACCCCUAACCCACCCCCCUUUUUCCCUUCCUACCCUUCUCCUCCACCCCCUCCUUCUCCUACCACAUUUGCAUCUUUCCCUGCCAACAUCUCCUCUCUUAUCCUCCCCCAGUCUUCCAAGCCCAAACCCACUUCCCAAAAACCCCUCCUCGUCGCCAUCUCUGCAGUCAUCUCAGCUCUCAUUGUCUUGUCCAUUACUAUUAUCGUUUACUACGCUCGUCGCCGGAGAAACCGCAGUAACUUCUCCGAUGGCAAGACUUACACUGGAUCCAAUAUCAGCAACAGAAAUGCAGACACGAGAGUAAUUGGGACUAGUAAUAACAGCUAUAAACUAUCAAUUACUUCAACUAGUUCCAACUUUCUCUACAUGGGCACUUUAGUAAAUUCAACGAGGCUAGACGAAAGCUCCGAUGGGUCGGACCGUCGGAAACUGGAGUCCCCGGAGCUCCGGCCGCUUCCACCACUCAGCAAGGAGAAUUCCACGCAGAAGUAUGGAAAUGGAGAAGUUGGGUAUAUUAGUACUACUACGACUAAUAGCAGGGAUGGGCGUGAGGAGGAGGAGGAGGAGGAGUUUUACUCACCGCGAGGAUCUUUAGGCGGUAGAGACAGCCCCAGCGGGACAGGAUCCGGGUCUAGAAGAGUGUUUGCUGCUGCUGUAGGUUUUGAUGAAAAAAGUAUUGAUUCUUCGAGCUCGUAUUCGUCUUCCACUUCAGCUUCUCCUUCUCGGUCCCAGUCUCUCAGUAUAUCACCGCCACUAAGUUUGACUUCCACACCAAAAUCACACACUCUAUUUGCUGCUCAAUCACAGCCGCCGCCACCACCACCAAUGAUGGAUGUUGAUAAUGAGAGGAAAUCUCCUUCUUCGGCUUCAUCUCCAGAUGUUUCGCCUAGAAAUGUGCUGUCUUCGGCUUCUACUUCUCCUAGAGUAUCGCAUCGAAACAAUGUGCUUAUGCGGUCUCCAUCUUUAUCUCCAGCUAGAAUAUUGAAUAACAAUUUGUCCCAAAAUACACCGUCCAGUUCACCAUCUUCAGUUUCUUCUUCACCUGGUAGAGCACUGAACGAUUCAGCUCCAUUUAACGCGCAGUCUCCGUCCUUGUCCUCUGUUUCUACAUCACCUGGCAAUGGAGUUUUGGAGAAGACCCCGCCCCUCAUAAUAUCAUUUGGUUUGGAUCAAACUGCUCAGUCUCCUUCACUGUCCAUUGCUUCUACUUCACCAGAAAGAGGUCUCGAGAAGAGCCCACCUCCAUCUCCAAUAGUUUCAAAUGUUUUGGGUCGAAUUCAGAUGAUGUUUCCUUCAUUGUCAGCAUCCAAGAGCUCAUUUUCAUCUACCAGAAUUUCGUAUGUUUCGGAUCAUGAUAAGAUGUCUCCUACAUUAUUAUCUUCAGCUUCUUCUUCGCCAGAUAUAAAGAGCCCAGAUGCAUCACCAAGAAUGACUUCUAGUGUUUUAGGUCUAAAUGCAAGAAUUAGUAAUGUUUUGGAGCAGCCUACGUCAGGUCCUCCACCACCACCACCACCACCACCACCUCCUCCUCCUCCUCCUCUAUCAAUACUGCAACCACAGAGACAAUGGGAAGCUCCCAGUGUUGAUGCAUCAUCCACACCAACAGACCAACCAAUUUCAAAGCCCCCAGCUCUUAUACCGCCCUCAAGGCCUUUCGUAUUACAAAGCACAACCAAUUUGUCGCCAAUUGAGUUGCCACCUAGUUCUAAAACAGUUGAGGAUGCCGAGGAAACUCCUAAACCAAAGCUCAAGCCCUUGCAUUGGGACAAAGUUAGAGCAAGCUCUGAUCGCGAAAUGGUGUGGGAUCAUCUCAAGUCUAGCUCUUUUAAAUUGAACGAAGAAAUGAUUGAAACACUGUUUGUUGUCAAAACACCAAAACCAAAGGCAACUACUCCUAAUUCAGCUAGUCCAACAACUAGCCGAGAGAACAGGGUACUUGAUCCCAAAAAGGCACAGAACAUUGCAAUUUUGCUCAGGGCACUCAACGUGACAAUUGAGGAAGUCUGUGAAGGCCUUUUAGAAGGUAAUGUUGAUACUCUUGGAACCGAACUUCUAGAAAGUUUAUUGAAGAUGGCUCCUACCAAAGAAGAGGAGCGUAAACUGAAAGAAUACAAAGAUGGUUCUCCAACGAAGCUUGGUCAUGCUGAGAAAUUUUUGAAGGCAGUGCUUGAUGUGCCUUUUGCAUUUAAACGAGUGGAUGCAAUGCUUUACGUAGCCAAUUUUGAGUCCGAGGUUGAGUACCUCAAGAAGUCCUUUGAAACUCUAGAGGCAGCCUGUGAAGAGCUGAGAAAUAGCAGGAUGUUUUUUAAACUUUUAGAAGCCGUGCUCAAGACAGGGAACCGCAUGAAUGUUGGCACUAACCGGGGUGAUGCCCAUGCCUUCAAGCUUGACACGCUCCUUAAGCUUGUUGAUGUCAAGGGUGCAGAUGGAAAGACCACACUCUUGCAUUUUGUUGUGCAGGAAAUUAUAAGAACGGAAGGUGCUCGUCUUUCUAGUACCAACCAAACUCCAAACUCCAUUUCCAGUGAAGAUGCCAGGUGGAGGAGGCUUGGCCUGCAAGUUGUUUCUGGUCUUAGUUUAGAGCUCACCCAUGUGAAGAAAGCAGCUGCUAUGGAUUCUGAUGUGCUUAGCAGUGAUGUCUCCAAGCUUUCUAGAGGCACUGAGAAUAUCAGUGAGGUGGUGCGAUUAAUUGAAAAACUGGGGAUGGUGGAAAACAAUCAGAAAUUUUCAGAGUCAAUGACAAUGUUCAUGAAAAUGGCUGAGGAGGAGAUUAUAAGGAUUCAAGCCCAAGAAAGUGUUGCUUUAUCGCUAGUAAAGGAGAUCACAGAGUACUUCCAUGGUAAUUCAGCCAAGGAAGAGGCUCACCCUUUCAGAAUCUUCAUGGUGGUGAGAGACUUUCUAAGUGUCCUUGAUCGUGUCUGCAAAGAAGUUGGCAUGAUAAAUGAGCGAACAAUUGUUAGUUCUGCCCUUAAAUUUCCAGUUCCAGUAAAUCCAAUGCUUCCGGUUCCUGUAAAUCCAACGCUGCCACAGGUUUUUUCUGGAUCCAAUGCAAGCAAACAGUAUAAUUCCUUUGAUGACGAGAGUGAAUCACCUUAAUAUUUGUGGCUCCGGUUCUAUCAGGGUAAACUUAUUGUUGCAUUUAGCCAGAAAAUGCCUAUGGUAGGUGAACUGGGCGGGUUGGGGUCAUCAUGGACCGGAAGCUGCCUUGCCUGAUUUCUGUAAUUUAUUUCUCUUCUGUGUAUAAAUCCAUGACAAAGAUUUUGUAACUUGCUUGUCAUAUAGAUAGUAUACGAGGAGGUUUUCUUGUGCAACAAGGCAAUAUGCUGACUCGCUGUCAACAAUGGCAAUAUCAUGUAAGCUUGUCAGAAAACUUCAAUUAUAGGAAAGCUGCUGAGUUUAUACAA